Molecule: messenger RNA, 3814 nt
Organism: Chelonoidis abingdonii (Abingdon island giant tortoise)
Lineage: Eukaryota; Metazoa; Chordata; Testudines; Testudinidae
Source: RefSeq, a predicted model, not a curated record
CCACGGGGCUACUCAAGAGCCAGCUGAACCUCACCGCCUGGCUCUGGCUUGAAUUUGUCCGGUGCCAGCGCUUUGUAGGUAUCUUAAAGGGGGCGCACAGGGGAAGGGUCCUGGAUGAUGGAAUGUGCUCUGUCUUGUUGCCCCUGCUGUGAGGCUCCCACCUAGCACACUGUGUUGGAGGAUGCACGAUAAAGCCCACCCGUUUGCUGCAAGGACUCCCAACGCAGCUCUUGCUCCUGCCAUGUGCUGCUGCUGCUGUUAGCUAGUCAAGCGUGUCUCCAGCUGCAAACUCCACCAAACAACACACUGCAGCCUCCUCCUCCUCCUCCAGGGAAAGAAUCCAAAGCGAUGAAAUUUCCAAUCGAGACUCCAAGGAAACAGGUGAACUGGGAUCCUCAAGUGGCUGUUCCCUCAGCCAUGCCAGCUUGUGAGCCCAAGACUAACGGGCACCAUCCAGCUCCACGACUCUCUGUUUCUUCCCGGACCACUGUGGUCGCCACCAUGGAAACCACCUCCCAGGGCUCGCAGACAGUCAUGAAGUGGAAAACAGUGAUGGCCAUCUUCGUUGUGGUUGUAGCUUACCUAGUAACUGGAGGUCUUGUCUUCCGUGCCCUGGAGCAGCCUUUUGAAAGCAGCCAGAAAAAUACAAUAGCCUCAGAGAAGGCAGAUUUCCUUCGGGAGCAUGUUUGUGUGACCCCAAUGGAGCUGGAGACUCUGAUUCAGCAUGCCAUUGAUGCAGAUAACGCAGGAGUCAGUCCCAUAGGAAACUCUUCUAACAACAGCAGUCACUGGGACCUUGGAAGUGCCUUUUUCUUUGCUGGAACAGUCAUCACAACCAUAGGGUAUGGGAACAUCGCCCCAAGCACUGAAGGAGGCAAAAUUUUCUGCAUUUUGUAUGCCAUCUUUGGGAUUCCACUCUUUGGCUUCUUGCUGGCUGGAAUUGGAGAUCAACUAGGAACCAUCUUUGGGAAAAGUAUCACAAGAGUGGAGAAAGUUUUCCGAAAAAAACAAGUGAGUCAGACAAAGAUCAGGGUGAUCUCCACUAUCCUCUUCAUCCUGGCAGGGUGCAUCGUCUUUGUGACCGUCCCUGCAGUCAUUUUCAAACAGAUUGAAGGAUGGACAGCCUUGGAAUCCAUUUACUUUGUGGUCAUCACUCUGACCACGGUUGGCUUUGGCGAUUUUGUAGCAGGGGGAAAUACUGAUAUCCAUUAUCGGGAGUGGUACAAGCCCUUAGUCUGGUUUUGGAUCCUCGUCGGCCUUGCCUACUUUGCUGCUGUCCUGAGUAUGAUUGGAGACUGGCUAAGAGUUCUAUCCAAGAAGACAAAAGAGGAGGUUGGUGAAAUAAAAGCCCAUGCGGCUGAGUGGAAAGCCAACGUGACUGCUGAGUUCAGGGAAACCCGGAGGCGGCUCAGCGUGGAGAUCCAUGACAAACUUCAGAGGGCAGCCACCAUUCGGAGCAUGGAACGUAGGCGACUAGGGCUGGACCAGAGGGCCCACUCAUUGGAUAUGCUCUCUCCAGAGAAGCGCUCUGUCUUCGCUGCUUUGGAGACGAGACGCUUCAAGGCCUCAUCUCAGGAAAGCAUCAACAACAGACCUAACAACCUGCGCCUUAAAGGGACAGAACAGCUCAACAAGCAUGGGCAGGGGUCAUCUGAGGACAACAUCAUCAACAAGUUUGGCUCCUCGUCCAAGCUGACCAAAAGGAAAAACAAAGACCUGAAAAAGUGCAUCCCCGAGGAUGUACGGAAAAUUUAUGAGACCUUCCGACACCUCUCCUUGGAUGAAGAGAAGAAGGAAGAGGAGACUGAGAAGAUGUGUAACUCAGAGAGCUCUUCUAGCACAGCUAUCCUGACUAACUGUAUUCAGCAACAUUUGGACCUGGAAAAUGAAAGCAUCCCCACUGAAACCAAAGAAAGGGAACAUGAAAACAAAACGUUACUUGAAGACAGAAAUUAAAUGUAAAAGAUGCUUGACUUUAAUUAACUUAUGUUACUGUUUUUAUAUACAUACAUAUAUAUAUAUAUUGAGACACGUGCCUUAUACAGACUCCUUAUUCAGUCUGAAUUACAUAGCAUUGAAGAAUAUUUCACUGUGCCAUAAUAACUGAAGCUUGCUCUGCUGAAAUGAAUCAGAAACACAGCACUGGAGAAUGGCAACAGAAAGCAACACAUGGGGAACUUCAGCCUGUGUAAGAUUACAGUGGCAAAAUGCAAAGGGAGAAACUUGCCAUGGCAAUACAACUGGAGUGCUACCACCAUGGCAAAUGUUUGCAAAGGACAGCUAUGUUAGAAGAACCUGUGGGAGGGUAAAAAAAGAGGCGAGAACUGUGUGUCUUUUAAAUUGAUCAUGGCUUCACUGAGCCUCCCACUGGCGAUUGAAAAGAGGAGAAAUGAUUAGGAUGAACUAGCAACUUUCAGUAAGGCUGAGUUUACAUUUUGGCACGUGGUCCAAGCUAGAUUUUUUUUUUCAUUUUUAAAAACAGAUGCAUUAUCUUUCUAAACUCCAAAAGCAUGUCCCUGGACUUGGAAUCCAGUUGGACGUUGGUUGUGAAAUCAAGGCAGACAUAUUGAAGGAUGUGAUUGCUUUUUUCAUUUAAAAAAAAAUACAAAAAAAAUUGUUUUCCUUUCCCUCAGAGGAAAUAUCUGAUAUAAACUCGCAAAUACUGAAUAAAAAGCAAGUUCAAACACUACAUGGUUAAAAAGAGGGGGAAAAAAGAUAUAUAUAAUGUUUUGCUUGACGCAUCAAAUAGUGGGCCAAUUUUUUUAACAAUUUUCUUGUUCACACUUUAUAUCACUGAAGGAAAUUCAGUUUUAAUGCUGUAAUACUACAGAGACAGAAAGAAAGCGAUAGCCUUUGCAUGAUGUCAGCAACUGGCUGUUCUCUGUAGCUGAAUUGGAAUUUUAAAGAAUAGACUUAAGAACAUUUACAAUACUAAAAUGGGGACCAGAGCACCCUUAGAAUCUCAGGGCUGUAUGUCCCUUUUGGUGGUUAGGGUUUAGACAGAAGCUGGUCAUACCCUCCAAAAAUAAACAAACAAAAAAUCCUAAAACAAAACAAAAGUUAAAAAAAAAAGAAAAUAACCAACAAAAACUAAAAAUCAGAAGAUGAUAAACUACGAUGGAAAUAGUUUAAGUGCUUAUAGCUUUAAGUGCCAUUAACACCACCUUAUUUUGUAACUUUUAAAAUAAGUCUUUUGAAUAAUUUAUUUGAUUUCUUUCCCUUUCAAUUUAUUUUCUGUUUGAUAUUUGCUUUCUCUAAGUCCCUUUUCUCCAUAGACUCCGAACACAAACUCUACGUGUUUUGAGACAGACAACGAAACACAACCAAACUGUGAGAGUUUUGUAUCUGUCGCUGUGACUGGACAUGCGAAUAUUGGAAGCACAAAUGUCUCCAGACUUCAAAGUGAACGUUAAGAGAAAAGACUGUGAAAUAGUUCAUGGGAACUGCAAACAAUGCUAUGGGCUGGGGCAUUCAGUCUGUAUGUGGUGCACUGCUUGUCAUUACAAACGAGAGGUUUUUGCAUGCUGGAAAUGAGACAUACAUAAUUGCACAAUUUAUCCUCCCCAACCCUCCCUUCACAAAAUCCUCAAAUUGCCCGUCAUGCAAAGUACUCCAAUUCUAACAGCAUUCCUUGUAGGUUUGCUGCCAAAAUAAAUGUGGAGAUAGGCUCCAGAUACAUUUUGAGUCUUUCUGGCUAUUCAUACAGCCAAGCACUUCCCAAUCAUGCGGGCAAAGAUUUUGAGAAGUGAGUGCCAAUAAAUGUCUGCACAAAAAUGCAAACAUAAUUUUUGUUUGCAUUUUCUGAGAUAUCGCG